Messenger RNA from Dioscorea cayenensis subsp. rotundata (Guinea yam), 557 nucleotides. Its product is annotated as oleosin 1-like. Gene Ontology annotation, cellular component: extracellular region; monolayer-surrounded lipid storage body; membrane. Gene Ontology annotation, biological process: sexual reproduction; lipid storage. The record is from RefSeq and is a predicted model, not a curated record. Bases 38 to 418 code for a protein of 126 amino acids. The transcript has 2 exons. NCBI's taxonomy places the organism in Eukaryota, Viridiplantae, Streptophyta, Magnoliopsida, Dioscoreales, Dioscoreaceae.
CCUCAUCCUCUUCUUUCUCUUUCUCGGUCCUGAAUCAAUGGCGGAGAACUACCAGCAAGUGGUGAAGGCAGCGACGGCGGUGGUGACUGGAGGGUCGACGCUGAUGCUGUGUGGGCUGACGCUGGUGAGCACUGUGAUCUUUCUGACAGUGGCCACGCCAUUGAUGGUGAUCUUUAGCCCUGUGCUUAUCCCCGCCGUCAUCACUGUUUGCUUGAUUUUCUCUGGGUUUCUUGUUUCCGGUGGCUUCGGCGUCGCCGGCGCCUCCGUGCUCUACUGGAUGUACAGGUAUAUAGCAGGGAAACAUCCUCCUGGUGCUGAUCAGUUAGAUGAAGCAAGAUAUAAGUUGGCGGCAAAGGCAAGGGAGGUCAAGGAAUUGGCUCAGAACCGGCUCGAGCAGGCUGGUCACACUGGUUCCUAAACCUGGCUACACCUAGCCAGCUAUCUAUCUUUGGUCAUAUAUAUGUAUGUUGAAUGUGUUACUUUGAGUCCCUUUGUUGGUAGUCUUUGCUCUUUCAUAUCAUCUUCAUAAACAUAAUAAAAUUUUUAACAAUGUUGCU